CCAGACCAAAUCAAGCACGCACCGGUUAUUCAAGCCGUUUAGCCUUGGAACAGCCAGCCGUUGCCACGUUUGUCCAUUGGCACGGGUAGUGAAGGAAGGGCAUCUCCGUCCAUAUCACGCCUGAGAUCGCUCUCCUUGCAAGUGUCUACCACGCCUCCGCCGCUCCAUUUCUCACGCGCCAUCCCGGAACCUUAAUCGACCUAGGGCCGUCGUUCCAAACCGCUUUCCCGAGGCUAAGGAACUGCCAGCAGAACGGUGCUUGAGCUCGCGAGGGCGACAGCGCCAAAAAAAUCAAAAGACAAAAUAACACUUCUUCACCCCACGCCAGCAGUCUGUCCACCACUUUUCAGGAUUCUCGAUAUAGUCCCAGCCUACUCUUCAAUUCAUUGUCACUGCUUAGUCGCAUCGAGAUACCGCACUGUCCUGCACGCACCACAUCUUCACUACCAAGGGGCGAGCGAGAUCCCUUCAGGAUACCACAUUCCGCAUACCCUCCUGUAACGCGGGCAUUAAACCCACAUUCUCGGGCAGUUUCGUCUCAAUCCUGGAAUCACCUACCCAGCUUCGAGCAUCCGAGUCUGACCCUGUCUCUCGAUCUUUACCCCUUGUCGGACCCAAGUGAGUGGAACCACGGCACAUCGGCGCACACCAACCUGGUGUUUUCCGUUCACGACCGAAGGAGAGUUGACACUGGCUCGUGCUUGGGACUCGAUUCCCAUACCAGUUGGUGCUCCGAUUAAUGCCCCUUGGCUUCGGCUUAACCCUGGCCAACCACACCUGGCCAUCUUCUCCUUGCCAGCCUUCAAGGGCUUUCGAUUUCAACCGGGAUUGUCCUGAGCACAAAGGCUAGACACCAUCACCUCAUCAUCAUCUCCCUACAAGUCUCGACUUCCCUUCUUAGCGUAGCACCUGCCAGGAGCCCACGUCGUAACGCCAAUCCCGCCAGCAGAUCACCAAAGCGUGGACUGCGAUACCCGCCCUCCAGUUAACCCAGUUACAUUUUGGGCGUCCAGGAGCCCCACUACGGUCAUCACCACUCGCCGUGCAGACUGCGGAAGGGACAGUUGUGGCUCUGGGUGACCUAGACCCUCUUCAGGGUGGCACAGCUCACUCAAUCCUGGUUCUCCAAAAUAAGGACCUGUUGACCUCCCUUUCACUGUGGUUCAUAACUCCAAGGACGGACCCCUCUUCAACCUAUGCCGAGCUAGCAGCUGCUCCCCCUCCCACGUCCAAUCCUCCGCAAUUCUACCAAGCUGGCUGGAGUCGUUGUUUUGAAGAAAUAGUAUCCAUGCCCCGGACCAAAAGCAGCCAGCUCAACAGCAGAAGCUCUGGAUCUGGUUGGCCUGAUCGGCGUGUUACAGCCCCCCCUUCCUCGGACCGACCUUCUUUCCAUAAUCCUCGGCGUCUUCGACUCCUGGGAGUCAUUCUUUAACGACACUCUGGCUCACUCGACGGCCGUCCUUCCCAGGCAAAGCACGGCUUGACUCUGACCACACCCCACUACACCUCGCCCCGCUUCGCGAGAAGCGACCCACGAAGUUCAAGGGAUACAGUCUUUUUUGCCCCCAGAGCAUGUCAGCUCUUGAGGACAUCCCGACACGCGUUCCACAAUACCUCAUCUUCUUGGCCCCCUUGUCUUUUACAUAGAAACCGCAACACCGUUAGCUCCCGAUCACGAAAAUGGGCGAUUACUACCAUCACUUCCUCACCUCCAUGACGGGGGUGGCUGUCAGCCAAAGCACAAGCCCAAAGGACACUCAUCCUCCUCAGUUUCCCGGAUCCCAGAUGCCAAUGAUGGGUGGUGCCAUGCCUGGACCCUAUCCUAAUUUGGGAUACUUCACUGGCUUCCCCGACCCAGUCGGACUUGCUGCUCCCAAGUCCUCGAGGAAUCGAAGGAAGUCGGCACCGGGUCUGGAUCACGUCAAGCACCGCCGCACAAGGUCCGGAUGCUACAUGUGCAGAAGCCGGAGAGUCAAGUGCGAUGAAACUCGACCGGUCUGCGACAGAUGUCGGAAGGGAAGUCGCGAAUGCAUCUACCCGGAGGCUCCGGUAACCAGGGGAUCGGCUGCACAGUCCACGACAUCCAAAGACGGAUCGUCAACUCAGGAGACCAGUCCAGAUUCCUCUAACGACGCAGAAGACAGAGAGGAAGAACCCGAGCCUGCCGGGUUAGACACCAUCCUGGACGAGGAUGAAGGGGACGAGGCGUCCUAUCAGAAGCAAGUUCCCCGGACAAGCAGAAGCAGCACAACCUCAUCGGCCACUCUACAGCGCAUAGGGGGCACACGCCAUGACUCCGAGACGCCGUCGCAUGAAGGGACCAAAAGCUCAUCGCCUUCCGCGUCGACGAGUAGUCAAGCAACGACCGCAUAUGCGAUGCCAGAUCUCGCGAUUCUGUCGCUGAGUGGCCACGCCGACUGGUCACAUCUGCCUGCUGACUUGCGCCAGCACCUGGAGUACUUUUGCGAAAACGUCACACACUACCACUACUGUAUGUUGACAGACGCCCACGAAUUCUUUCGUGUCAUUCUUCCAAAUUUUGCUCUACAAAACGAGGCUUUGCUUCACGCGAUCGCCGGGUUUGCUGCAUAUCAACGUACACUGCAAGAUCCCAAUGGCAAAAUAGAGGAAUUUUUGAAGUACUACAACAAGAGCGUGAUACUUUUGCUCAGCUCGCUGAAGAGAAAAGAGAAACAUAAUGUCGCCACGCUUCUGACAGUGCUACAGCUUGCCACGAUCGAGGAGUACUUGGGUGACUGGAUCAAUCUUAUGGGGCACCAAAAGGCCGCAUUCGAGAUGUUGACGCACCUCUUCACCCCGGAGACGGCUGCUCAGAGUGCCCUUGGAAGAAUGAUCGUGUCCUGGUACGGGCGCUUCGACAUCUUCAUUGCUCUGAUGGGUGGAUUUCCUACAAUGCUAUCCCCCGAAUGGUUCACAGCCUUUGUCGAACACUGCGACCAGCAAGCCAUCUUGGACGAGGCAGAUAGCCUACAUUGGAAGUUGGAAGCAGAGUCAGGCCGUCUAAGAGUCAUCUCAAGAGAGAUGUCGACUCUAUUUGCGCGGGGCAGCAGGGGCCAGAUCUCGUCCGAGGACUUCGCAACCGAACACGAACGAAUCCAGAACUUGCUCCAGUGCUGGAGAGAUGGCUGGGACCAUGCGCUCACCGACCCGUCUUACCUCGUCACGGAUCUCGGCCACACGCGAUCCCUGAGUGACGAUGACAUCGUGGACCCCUAUGCCCCCGGGGUAUUGUAUGACUUCCCCAUCUUCUCCACGACAUUGCUCACCAGCGAAUUCAACUCCACUAUGAUGAUGCACAAAUGCCAAUCAUCGACGACACAGCGAGAACAGCUGUACGGCGAGCUGCGAGGUCACGCGUACGCCAUCUGUCAAAUCUUUGAGGCCGUGGAAAAGUGGCCGUCGAGUCCAAAGGGCAGUUUGAUUCUCAUACAGGCCUGCAUCGCCCUUUCAGCACUGUUCCUGCCGCAGGAUGCUAAACAUCACACCUGGAUCAGGAGAAAAUUUGCAUUGUUAGAGACUAUGGGAUACAUCCAUCCGAUUACGCUCCGCACCAAGAUGGCCGAGAUGUUUCAUGAGCCUUCCUGUGUGCGGUGGUGGCUGCCCAAUGACGAGGGCUACAGUCGGAUACUGCAGAACGUUCGGACCUUCGCCGAUGAGCGCAACGCCAACGCCGUUUCCGCACAAGCGGAAAACCUCCGUGAGGUUCGUCACAUCUUUGCCAAGAUGCAAAUGGCGGAGGAGGAUGCAAAUCAGGCCUGAGUAGGGUACGGAAAGUUGGCUCCGUUGGUCUGUUGCCAUUAGCGGGGAGGAGAGGAUGAAGCCCUUGGAAUAGGCUGACGAAGAGAACGCUGACGCAGGCGUUCUCAGCAAAACGGAUGGGGAGCAGAAAAGAAGAACAUAUGAAAAAUGGGGCGAGCAACAAAGGCGCCGACAGCAGAAACACGUUAUAUACACGCUUGGAUAUACAUCAAACCGGCCUUCUCCGGAGCGACGACCUCUGCGGUGUGGUGUCCACACAUGAAGGAAGCGCCGAUGUAUCGAGUCUCGUCAACGAGGAGCGAAGCGGGCGGUGAACGGUACCCCGGAGCCCGACCAGCUCCCUCUGCUGCAACUCUCAUAGCAGCAUAGGUACCACCCUGACCCUCCCCUUUUCUUUUCAAACCUGACAUAGACCACGUCUCGCGGGGCGGGCCACCCAAUUUGGUGUUGGUUGGUCCUUUUUUCCAUCUUUCUCGCUCGCAACCCCUGGAGGAGACCAAUGUAUUGCAUUAUGCUGUCCCACGCCCCCUUUCUCUCUUCUGCUCUUCUGGGACAUCUUGAUAACUUCACUGACACCAACUGGAGUUCUUCCUGUUACACAUAGACAGACGUUGUCAUCAUCUUCUCCCUUCAUAUUGAUACACUGCUCCUGUGACGCGCCAAAAAAGAAAAAAAAGAAAAACUACAUCACGAGCAUCGGGAGUGCAAGAGAGAGAAAGAAAAAAAGAACAAUAAUACAUACAUGGAUCUCAUCUCAUCACAAGUAACAGAAGAAAAUAUCGAAGUGCUCCAUGAGAACUUCGUGGCCGUGUCGAGCAGCUCCCUCGGGUUGACCACAAUAGUACAAGUGUCGUCCCUGUUGGCCCUAGGACAGACCAGAGAUAGGCGAAGAUGGUGACUGUUUGCCUGAACCCCCCACCCCUUUUGA
This is a messenger RNA of Colletotrichum destructivum, 4708 nucleotides long. RefSeq names its product Putative zn(2)Cys(6) fungal-type DNA-binding domain, fungal transcription factor. Gene Ontology annotation, biological process: regulation of DNA-templated transcription. The record is from RefSeq and is a predicted model, not a curated record. Bases 1681 to 3780 code for a protein of 699 amino acids. The transcript is spliced from 5 exons. NCBI's taxonomy places the organism in Eukaryota, Fungi, Ascomycota, Sordariomycetes, Glomerellales, Glomerellaceae. Gene Ontology annotation, molecular function: DNA-binding transcription factor activity, RNA polymerase II-specific; zinc ion binding.